Arachis ipaensis is the source of this 1608-nucleotide messenger RNA. The record is from RefSeq and is a predicted model, not a curated record. Lineage: Eukaryota; Viridiplantae; Streptophyta; Magnoliopsida; Fabales; Fabaceae.
GCCUUAUUGUUAUUUAUUAGUUUAAGGGUUCGCCGUCAACUAUAAGGCUAGGGUGCUGCCAUUAGUGCAACCUGCAUUCCCGAAUUGUGGUGUCUGUGAUGGCGGCGACAACAACCAAAAACAUAUUGAAAGAAACGGUGCAGCGAUAUGAAGAAGACGCAAGCGACGAUAAGAGCUUCGAGGAGCUCGGUGUGGACGCUCGUCUCAUUCGUGCCUUGCUCAAGAAAGGAAUCGACAAGCCCACACCAAUUCAGAGAGUCGCUAUUCCACUCAUUCUGGAAGGUAAGGAUGUGGUUGCUCGUGCGAAGACAGGUUCUGGGAAGACGUUUGCUUACCUUCUCCCCAUGCUACAGAAACUAUUCGCUAAUGUUGAUCACAAGAAGCAGGCACCCAAUGCUUUUGUUCUUGUUCCGACUCGCGAGCUGUGUCAACAGGUCUACACAGAGGUUGUGUCACUCAUUGAGUUAUGCCGAGUUCAACUGAAAGUCGCCCAAUUGAAUAGCAAUAUGCAAGCUUCUGAUCUGCGUGCAGCUCUGACUGGACCUCCUGAUAUUUUGAUAUCCACACCUGCUUGCCUAGCAAAGUGCUUGUUUGAUGGUGUACUUCAACCAGCUUCCAUUAAUGCUACGCUUGAAACUCUAAUUCUUGAUGAGGCAGAUCUUCUAUUAUCAUAUGGAUAUGAAAAUGAUAUAAAAUCUUUUACGCCUCAUGUACCCAGAAGUUGCCAGUGUCUUCUUAUGUCCGCAACAUCAAGUACUGAUGUUGACAAACUAAAGAAGUUGAUUCUACACAAUCCAUUCAUUUUGACUUUGCCUGAAGUGGGAAAUAAUAAGGAUGACGUCAUCCCAAAAAAUGUUCAGCAGUUCUGGAUCUUGUGCCCUGCCAAUGAUAAAUUGCUCUACACCCUUGCUGUUUUGAAGUUGGAGUUAGUGCAAAAGAAAGUUCUGAUAUUCACUAAUGACAUAGACAUGAGUUUCAGAUUGAAAUUGUUCCUAGAAAAGUUUGGGAUUAAGUCUGCUGUUUUAAAUGCUGAGUUGCCACAGAAUUCCCGACUUCAUAUUCUUGAGGAGUUCAAUGCUGGUCUGUUUGAUUAUCUUAUUGCAACUGAUGUCAGUCAGUCGAAGGAGAAGGAUGAAGCACCUAAAGAAGGCAAAGGAUCACGAAAGUCUAGGAAACAUAAACUUAAACUCGAUUCUGAAUUUGGAGUAGUAAGGGGAAUUGAUUUCAAAAAUGUAUUCACGGUUAUAAACUUUGAUAUGCCUCAAAGUGUUGCAGGAUAUGUACAUCGAAUUGGACGUACAGGAAGAGCAUAUAGUUCUGGUGCUUCUAUUUCUCUGGUUUCAACAGAUGAGAUGGAAACAUUGGAAGAAGUAAAAGCUUUUGUUGGUGAUGAUGAAAACAAGGGCUCAAACACAAUUGUGGAGUUUCCUUUCCUCACCAAGAAUGCAGUUGAAUCUUUGCGGUAUAGGGCUGAGGUGAUUUAUCAUUUCCUAUUUUCCUUUACUCUUGAAGAAAAAACUUGUAAACAACCAUAGCAAUUCAUUAAUGCUUCAAGUAGUUAGUCUUUGAGUGACAUGAUAUAUUUUCUACUUCAUUUUGAUUUAAAAU